Messenger RNA from Triticum dicoccoides, 1083 nucleotides. RefSeq lists its product as uncharacterized. Lineage: Eukaryota; Viridiplantae; Streptophyta; Magnoliopsida; Poales; Poaceae. Gene Ontology annotation, molecular function: protein binding; serine-type endopeptidase activity. The transcript has 7 exons. The record is from RefSeq and is a predicted model, not a curated record. The coding region runs from base 1 to 1083 and encodes 360 amino acids. Gene Ontology annotation, biological process: proteolysis.
AUGGAGCCGCCAACCCCACCCGCCGCGCCGGACGCCGCCGCCGGAGCCGGGGCAGAGAUGCCACCCAAGGACGAAGGCGCAGCAAUUCGCCUUCGCCGCAGCCUGUUCGGCAGCGACGAGGAGCCGGAGUCCCCCUCGUCGUCCUCCCGCGGAGACUCCGAUGCCAGAGACAGCUCCGACGACGAUUUCACGGAGGAGGGCGUGAGGGCGAGGGACGCGGUGCUGAGCGUGGCCAAGUCCGUCGUCGCCCUCGCCGCCUCCGUCGAUGGAGAUCCCUCGUCCACCUUCGCCUGCACGGGCACCGUGGUCGCUCGCGAGGGCCCUGCGGCCUGGAUCAUGACCUCUGCGACUCUCAUCAGGAAGCACGACAGCGGCACCGAGGUCCAUGAACUUUCCAGUGUGAAGAUUGAGGUGCUCCUGCCUAACAAAAAGGUUGUAAAGGGGCAGCUGCUGAUGUACGAUUCGCACUAUAAUGUCGCCAUCGUUUCUGUCGAGUGUGAAGCUGAUCUCCUGGUGGUGGUGCUCGCUGACCUCCCAGAUUCCUACUUCCUGACACCUACUCCGGUCGUUGCAGUUGCCCGGAAAUUUGAGUCUGGAAGGUUGCAGCUGAAGCGUGGGGAGACGUUCCGUGUAGUUAGCGAGUUAGAUUGUGAUGAACUUAUGGUCAGCACUUGUCAAAUGGAGCCUCAGAGGCAAAACAAGGAUAACAGCAUUCAGUAUAUUACUCUUAUUUUCAUUGGGGGUCUUCUGAUUGAUUUGGAAGGAAGAAUUGUUGGGAUGAAUUUCAUAGACGAGAAUAAAACUCCCUUUUUGCCCGUCCAGAUUGUUGGGAGAUGCCUGAAACACUUCAGAAAGUUUGGGCGAAUCAAACAACCAUUGCUUGGAAUAAGGGGCCGGGCGCUUCACAUGUUGGAGUUAAAGGACUUGGAGAAAAUAUGCCACAAGUACCAUAAGCCACCUUCUGGAAUUCUGGUGGAGAAGAUUCCUGAAGUAUCAUCUGCAAAUUGUGGAGGCAUUGAGGCUGGUGAUAUCUUUACUAAACUUGAUGGAGUUGUUUUGCACUCUCCGGCACAGGUAUUCUAG